Messenger RNA from Phanerochaete carnosa HHB-10118-sp, 1851 nucleotides. RefSeq lists its product as uncharacterized. The coding region runs from base 65 to 1831 and encodes 588 amino acids. The transcript has 19 exons. Lineage: Eukaryota; Fungi; Basidiomycota; Agaricomycetes; Polyporales; Phanerochaetaceae. The record is from RefSeq and is a predicted model, not a curated record. Gene Ontology annotation, molecular function: oxidoreductase activity, acting on CH-OH group of donors; flavin adenine dinucleotide binding.
CGUCUUCCGCUUCACCCAUCCAUCCUCGUCACCCACGUCUACAGCGCCUCAGAUAUCCUAUACCAUGAUUGUUCCCGCUGAGCAGUUGAACAACCAGUUCUUCGACUACAUCAUCGCUGGUGAGUGUACCGCUGGUCUUACGCUUGCCGCCCGCCUGACCGAAGAUCCCAAUGUAAAGGUCCUCGUCUUGGAAGCCGGUCAAGCAAACAUCGACGACCCUCAGUUGUUGCGCCCGGCUAUUUUCGGUAGCCACCUCGGUAACGACUCUUAUUCUUGGCACCACAAGACGAUCAAACAAAAGUACGUCGAGGACAGGGAGUCUGGCUGGCACCGCGGCAAGGGUCUCGGUGGCUCUUCCGGCGUCAACUUCCUGGUCUAUACCAAGCCUCCGGCUCGUGAUAUCGAUGACUUUGAGCGCCUCGGGAACCCUGGCUGGAACUGGAAGAACCUCGAGCCGUAUUUCCAGCGUGCUGAAGGUUUCUCCGAACCGACAGAAGAAUAUAAGACGCGAACCGGCGUUAAGACGGAGACUUGGACCGUUGGUCGGCAAGGUCCGCUCAAGAUUUCCUUCCCCGCGUCUAUUUCCGAAGCCGAAGUCAGGAUACAACAGCCCAAGGGUGUGUCUUUCCUUCCGAACACCUAUGAUCCCCAAAACCACAAGCGAACUUACUCUACAACCGCUUUCUACCUUCCGUACAAGGAUCGCCCGAACUACAAGGUCGCAGUCGGGGCUCAUGUUAACCGCGUGCUGACGGAAAACACUCGCAACGGCUCGUGGACCGCCGUCGGCGUCGAGUUCUUCGAUGAAGCAAGCGGCAAGGUUCAGACCGUGAAUGCGACAAAGGAGGUGAUCCUCAGCGCAGGCACUCUAAAGUCGCCGCAGCUGCUCGAGCUUUCAGGCUUUGGCAGGAAAGAUGUGCUGGAGAAGAUCGACGUUCCAUUGAAGGUUGAGCUCCCUGGCGUCGGAGAGAACAUCCAGGAUCACAUUUUCGUCGGACUAAGCUGGGAACUUAAUGAUGAUGCUCCAUUCGACACCCUCGAUCUUCUCCGCGAUCCUGCCGUUGCUGCCAAACAUCUCGAACUCCAUGAAUCUGGAUCGGGCCUGCAUACGAUCGGCAUCGUCGGCUUCGCAUGGAACAGCUUCGACAUGUUCGCACCACAGGGCAAGCAGGCCGAUAUAUACGACAAGAUGAAAGACGCUGUGGCAAAAAUCGACGACAAGGCGCAUCCUGGAUUGCGGGAGCAAUUCGAAGUUGCGAUGGAGCGGUUCGUGCCCGGCAAGGCUGGCAGCCCCGGGUGCGAGUUCAUCAGCUUCCCCGGCUUCCUGAGCGGCCCCAACACGCCUGAGCCUGGCAAGCGGUAUGCCACGAUUCUCGUCGCUAUGAACCACGGCUUCUCGCGUGGAACUGUCCACUCGACGUCUUCCGACCCGCGCAAGGAUCCAGAGAUGGACGCGCACUACUUCGAGCAAAGCUUUGAUCUUGGUAUCCACGUUGAGAUGGUGAAGUUCGCGCGCAAGGUGGCGAACACAUCCCCAAUGAAGGAGAUGGUCGUCAAGGAGGUCAACCCCGGCCUCGAGGUUCAGACCGACGAGCAAUGGGGAGAUUGGCUGAAGAAGACGUUCAGCACUACUUGGCACACCGCCGGGUCGUGCUCGAUGGUGCCAAGAGAAAAGAACGGCGUUGUUGACACCGAUCUCAAGGUCUACGGCACGAGCAACCUCCGUGUCGUCGACCUGUCUAUCGUCCCUCUGCACUUCGCCUCACACCCGCAGUCGGCUGUGUACGCCAUUGCAGAGAAGGCUGCCGACAUCAUCAAGGCCGCAGCCUAGACUGUCGGAGUUCUGCAAGA